Molecule: messenger RNA, 7935 nt
Organism: Diaporthe batatas
Lineage: Eukaryota; Fungi; Ascomycota; Sordariomycetes; Diaporthales; Diaporthaceae
Exons: 2
Coding region: 3087-4415 (442 amino acids)
Biological process (GO): rRNA methylation
Cellular component (GO): mitochondrial matrix
Molecular function (GO): rRNA (adenine-N6,N6-)-dimethyltransferase activity
Source: RefSeq, a predicted model, not a curated record
UAACCGUAUUGUGAAGAUAACUGAACUCUAGGUCUUGAGUGUUUACCGCCGUAUGAAGGCGCCAUGUAUGUCCUCGGACGUAUACGGAAUAGAAGCGAAACCACACACACACGUGAAGCAUAGUAUUGUAGCACUGUAUGAAGGCCGUGUAUGUCUUCGGACGUAUGCGGAAUAGAAGCGAAACCGGAUUUGUAUGGUCGCCGUCGUCCAAGAACGUCACAGGCUUGAUGUCCAGCACACAGAAGUCGUUCCAAACCAGGACAGUUUAGGGUUGGAUAAAUCAAGGAGGCAAGACAUAAAUUAUGAUGGGGUAUGAAGGCUACGCAUUAUCAAAGGUUCUAUCAAUUCUUCCCUGGUAGGGUCUCUGGGGAGUUCUCAUUAGUCACCCCACUCCACGCCGGUCUCGUCCGGCCGUCCGGAACAAUAGGCUCCACCAUCGCGUCCGCCAUUGCAUCAUCAUAACUCGGCGGCGCAUCGUCAUAAGCCGGCGGAGCCUCCAUUGAAGGGGCAGCUCCACCGACAGAAGCCCCAGAACCUUGUGCCUGCGUCUGAGCCUGCGUGGCUGUCUGACCAGGCCGGAGCUGCGGCGGGUAGAGCGGGUCGUGCGGCCGUUCUUGUCGCGGCGGGAGCGAGGGCGCGGACUGGCUGGGCCGGGCGGACGGCCUCUGCUGUGUUUGCUGUCUGCGGCCCUUCAUGGCGGCCUCGGCUAGGCCUGGUGGUGGUUCCAGGCCAGAGUACACCUGGACCGAGCUGAAGUGUAGGGGUAGGAACAUGGUUUGCGCCAGAUUAUAUGAGGGGUCCUUUGCCUUGCCCUUGGACUUCCCCAUCUUCAUUACCGAUGGUAGAGAAGACAGGGAGGACGCCUCCUCGGGGAUGGCUGCCGUUGCCCCGGGUGGCGUGCCCCAGCUUACGCCGAGUUUGAGUUCUAAUGAGUAUGUCCGCUUGAGAUUACAAGUGAUGAAACUCGGCAUAACAGUGUUUGGUAGGGGCGAGUUGUUCCACAAGACGUUGUUGACUUCGGUUUCAGUGCCGACAGCAUCGCCGGGUCCUUUCUGGAGAGGAAUUGAGAGCCCGUGGCGACUAGCAACCACCCAGCGUGUUGUUUCGGUGUUUACAAGAUCUUGACAACGGACAAUGGUGGAGCCGACAAGGUCGAUCUGGAGCGAAACCAAGUAGCACUGCGCACUGGUGUCCACGAGCUUCUUGGCGAGAAGACGGAGCGGAAUGGGCUUGUUGCACGUGAGGAUGGCAGGAUGUGGUAAUCGAGCUGAGAUUUCGACUGAUGGAGGCUGUUCCGGUUCUGAAGGGGAUGAGCCAUCUGUGGCAAGGCCAUUGGAGCUUUGCUUGCGGCUGAACACGGACUGUCUCUUCUGCUGCUGUUGCGCCUGUGGCUUGCCAUUGAUGCCCGGGCUUUUCGGAGUGAAGGUGAACGGGCGUCGGGCAUAGCCCUCCUGAUUCGUUGGCCGCGGGCGUGGUGGCUCGAUAGGCAUGAACUUGAAGCCGACUUGAUGCCUGAUAUUCUCCCGGAAAAGACCUGGCCUUUGAAUUGUCACCUUCACAUAGUACCUGAUCUCUGCCUCCCUUGGAAAGCCCGUGAAGCUCGGGGGCAGGGUCUUGGUGACGUGAGGGUAGAGCAGCUGUUUACUUCCAUCCAUCAGUCUGAUACCGCCCAUGCCGAAGAAACUCGGACCAGCGAAGCCCCCGGCCCCGGCAAGACCACCAAUCUUGACCAUUGCGUUGGGAUCGCCGCAGGCAUUAUUGAAUGGAACUUUGAAGCUGAACGGCCACUCGUGUUGACCUGGGUUGAGGACGACCGGGGAGGCAUAGGCAGGGACAUUGUCGCCGGGAAACACUUGCUGGACCUUGUAGAGAAUCUUAUGGUUCUCAUGAAGGGUCUGAGAGUUUUCCGCGACAGUAGCCCUGCGUCGAUUCGGGGCGUCCAGUUGGAGUCCUGCGUCAUCCGGAGCACCCAGGGAUGUUUUGGACUCGCCUUCGAGUUUGACGAUGACGGCGCCGAUUUGCUCAGGCCGGCUAAUGCCCAGAAUUACCUUCCCGGAGAUGGCAUCGAGGUUGGUGUAGAACUCGGGCGGAUUUUCCAGGGCUAUCCGGAUCGACAUGGUGAGGGCGGGGCGGGAUUCUGCAGUGGUCACAGAGGAAGUGUUAUUGGGGCUGUCCUUGCAGGCGUUACUCAGGACCGCAUUCUCCCCCGUGAAGGCUCGGAGUCAGGCUCAGGGUGAGUGAUGUGAGCUUCAAUAUCAGCACCACCCCGGUACCAGGGUCCGACUGCAGACAACUCGUGGGAGCGACCAAAUAAUAAUACUUUUGUAUUGGAAUUCAACUGGAGAUUGGUGAGACAACAGCACAAAGUAGGAGCUCAGGUGCUUUUUGGACAAGGUCGAAGCAGACACGGCGUCGAUAGAGGCUUAAGCUCGGUGGCAAGUGUGGUUGGCUGGGCUGGCUGGGGCCGGGACGACGCAAGCAGGCGUGCUUCGCCUCACUGCUCCGUCUGACUGGCGACGGGUGACUGGGGAUGGGCCGUGGCGAAGGCCUCCGAUACACGUCCUCAGCGACUCGAACGCCUCGGCAGAUCAACAGAUCCUCGAACCUUGUGGGUGUGCCUGGCUAGGCGCUGCGGUGUGGAUAUGCGUGUCGAUGCUGUCGAUGCUGUCGAUGCUGCUGAUGAAAAGGUGGGUUUCAGAUUGGGUGCCCCAACAGUCUGGCCCACGUUCUCUCUCCCCUUGAGCCACUUCUUGGGGCCGCAAAGCAAUGGGCUUGUGCGUGGGACAAGGCAACUCUGGAACAGGCACUUUUCAGCUGGCGUGGCAUCUUCAUCACCGUUGGCAGUACAAUAGUGACGCCUCAAAGUGGCUGGCCCCGCUGGUGUUGCCGUGACGGUCGACUUACCGAGCAAGUAGACGCACUACGGCCCCAGUUGGCCGGGCGCGGAGCUGCGACCCACGCUGUCGCCCGACCCGAGGGUCUCUCAGCAGCGGGGCCGUCCCUCCGCAGUCUUUCCUUACCUAGGUACUUAUCGAUAAGAAUAUUUUUUGGUUCGGGGACCAAGAUAGCAAAACAAUACUCCUCAUAUGCUCGCACUUACUCGACCACCUGCUUGUGCACGCCUUCCAACGACUGCCAGGACCGGUGAUGAAAACAACCUAGUCCAAUCUGCCCGCCCAGUCACCUCCCACAACAUGGGCAAAGCAUCCACCAAGCGCAAAGGCGCAUCGUCGUCCUCGACCCCCUACGAACGCCCUUCCAAGAAACCCGGCGGCGCAGCAACCACGAGCAAGAACAAUGUCUUCAAGUUUAAUACCAAUGUCGGCCAGCACAUCCUCAAGAACCCCGGCAUAGCCGACGCCAUCGUCGACAAGUCGUACCUCAAGCCCACCGACACCGUCCUCGAGAUCGGCCCCGGAACGGGCAACAUCAGCGUGCGCAUACUGGAGAAGGCCAAGAAGCUGUACGCUGUCGAGCUGGACCCCAGGAUGGCCGCCGAGAUCACCAAGCGUGUGAUGGGCACGCCGUCCCAGAAGAAGCUCGAGGUCCUGCUGGGCGACGCCAUCAAGCUCGACUUCCCGCCCCACGACGUCUGCAUAUCCAACACGCCCUACCAGAUCUCGAGUCCCCUCGUCUUUAAGCUCCUUAGCAUGCCGAACCCCCCGAGGUGUUGUGUUCUCAUGUUCCAGAGAGAAUUCGCCCUUCGCCUGACCGCCCGCCCAGGCGACGCCCUCUACAACCGGCUGUCCGUCAACGCCCAGUUCUUCUCCAAGAUCACGCACAUCAUGAAGGUCGGCAAGCAGAACUUCAAGCCCCCGCCGCAGGUCGAGUCGUCAGUGGUGCGCAUCGAGCCCAAACUGGGCAAGGACCGCCCCGCCGUCAGCUGGGCCGAGUUCGACGGCCUGCUGCGCGUCGUCUUCAGCAGGAAGAACAAGACGGUGCGCGCCAGCUUCGGCACCAAGGAGGUCCUCGCCAUGGUCGAGAAGAACUACCGCACCUGGUGCGCCAUGAACGACGUCCCAGUGGAUGACAGCGCCGUCGAGACCGGCGCCGAGGACGAGGAGGACGAAAUAAUGGGCAUGGACGUGGACGGCAAUGACAACAACGGCGACGGCGCCGGUGAGGAAGAUGACGAGGAGUGGGGCGGCAUCAUGGAAGUCGACGGCAAUGAAGGCGGCAACGACGAGGACGACGUGCCCGCAUUCUUCAAAGAGCAGGCCGCGGUCGCGGCCGCGAAGCCGGCCAAGACGCCCAGCAGGAGGAAGAAGACCAAGGUCGCAGAGCUGGUGCGGUCAAAGGUGCAGCGAGUGCUCGAGACCACGGGGCUGGCCGACGAGCGCGCGGGUAAGCUGGACGAGAACGCGUUCCUGAGACUGCUCUACGCCUUCAACAAGGAGCACAUUCAUUUCGCAUAGGCGUGUGCCCCCCCCCCCCCGCGGGGGGUGAUUAAUUUUUGGGCACGGCGCUGUCCGGUGUUGGAAGAAAGGACUUCAUUUGAUUCAUUGUAUCGGCGUUUAGGUAUAGAUCAUGUGGCGCGGGAAAAGCUUGGUUUGACUUUCAAACAACUGUUUGAUGGUAAUUUCAUGAUACCUGGAGGGACCAAACAAGUUCCUCAAACCGGCCGAGAAAUGACAUGAGGGAAUUUGAAAACAGUAGAUUUAGACGCUUUCUUGACACUUGCUUGCUUCCUCGACGCCAGCCUCCAGGGCCAUACACUUACAUGAGUACACGAGAUGCUUCCUAUCAGCAGAGCUAUGAAACGUUGGUGCUGGGAUAUCUUUCAGUACUCGAGCUAAAUCUAUGCUGCUGUAUGCCCCAAGAUGAGGUAGGUUUAUGCUGCGCUCCCUUAUUCCUCCUGUGUAUAUUCGUCCACACCCGGCCGGUCGGCGAAAACCUCGCCAACAACCAUGUGCGGGCCGAGAAAUAACAAUGAAAACAACCAGAAGCGCCUUUCACCGAGCCAUGCCGUCAUUAUCAUCCCACGGGUAAUCGUACACUGAUCUCUAAGCCGUUCUUAGACCUCCCCCCAGCUCCCCAUCGGCCCCGUGCUGGCGAUCAUGCUUCCGGUGCCAAUACUACCCGCGCCGUCACGCGCACCAAGGUCCCAAUAAUGCCUGCUGGAGUGUCUCGACGAAACACUCAUGCUUCCCCGCCGCCCACUCCUCUUAGUACUCUGGCUGGCGCAGCUGCUGGCGUGCCUGACUAGUUGGCUUUGCGCACCUGCAGGCACGCUGACCUUGAAAGAAGUCCGUCUUUGAUGAGAGUGGACACCACGCACGAGGGGAUGAUGUUGUCUCACGCGGGCUGCUGCUCUCGCUGCUGCAUCUUGAGCCGAGGAAGGGUUGUGGGGAUGCGAUUGCGAGUGCCCAGUGGCAUUCGAAGCCGCAGCACGUGACGAGGUGAAUCGGUUACGCAGAUACCGGAAUACAAGCUUGAUGUCUAGGUCUUGCUCCCACUCUUGCUGUGUGAAAGUGCCCGCGAGCUUCUCAGACCCAGAUGCCUCGGUUGAACCCUCUGCAGCCUUUGUCCGAGGUAUGUCCAUGGGCUGUGCAUGGGGCACUGCCUGUAGCGUAGGCUGGAAUUUAGGCAUGGAUGCCAUUGUGCUUUCCUCCGCGGUCGAAGGCCUCCUCGAAGGCGCAGGCCUCAUCGCCUCGGUCGGCUCAGUGACCGUAGGCACGGCCUGCACUGAGGCAUACUGUGCAGGGGUAGCAGCAGUUUCGGGUAUAACAGGCAGUCCAGCGUAAGGCAGGGGCAUCUGCUGCAUGCGAGUGUAUGUUGAGAAGGCCCCAGGGUGCGGGUGAGCAGACAGGUGGUUGACCAGGUCGCCAAGCUCCCGGGCCAUCCUGUCAAGGAGUUGAAGCUGCCAAGAUGACUCUGACUCUGCCGCACUGCUCCCAGGAGCAGCAGCCCGCGGCGUGGAUGACAGGUCGUCAGUGUCGAGAUCCAUAUCCCCAGGAAGUGCCUCGCCGAAAAGCACGCACAGCAGCUUAUCAUCAAUGCCCAUCAGGUCACGGAUGACGCUUCGUGUGAGACGCGUCCAGUAACCCGCUUCUUCGGUCUCUCCAGCGCCGAGAUCCAUCUCAGAUGCAUCCUGGUCAUGCCAUUCAGUCCCUGCCAUGGAAGCAUCGGGCGUCGGAUCGCCAGCCGUGCUCAGCGCCGCGUCCUCGGCCUCAGCAUCCACAAAUGCUUGACUUCCUCUCCUGAGCCCGCCCGUCAGCGCAGACACGGUCGAUUCUCUCCUACGUCUCGUCUCGUUCUGUAUCUCUUGUAAUAAUACUCGGCUCUGCUCGAGGCGCCAUUCCUCGAUGCGCCGCCGUCUAUCAGCUUCCUGUGCCUCCUCGCUCUCCAAAGCAAGCUGACCGAGUUCCAGAGACUCUCGUCGUCUCUUGACCCUGCGGGGGUUGUAACGCUCAAACUGAUACAUUGUCUCCUGCAUUUCUGUUGCCAAUCCUUGGGUGUCAAGUCUGAAACUGCCCAACCCAUCGUGGCCUGGGAAAAUAGUGGUAGACUGUGUGUUUCCUCCUUGCUGCCCCCUGUGCAGGAAGUCUGGCAAGUGACUGUCAAGACUGUCGAACUCGGCAUCGUCCUCGUUCGCGUCGUCUUCCUCGAGGACGUCGGAGUUGGCAGGUUCGGAAUAGAAGUGGUCGGAUUGUGCUAUUGUUUGAAGGCUUCCAAUGUCGCUUAUCCUUGACCGGCCAGGUGUGGGCUGCUCGUCUUGUAUCGACGACAGAUAGGAGACAGAGGUUCCCGAGUCGGUGGCAGGCGAGAAUAGGACCCAUGUUUGCGACUCGUCGCGUGACUGUGUUAGAGGAGGUCGUGGUGCGAGCGCCUCUAGAUCCGCCGAGUUCGGGGCGACUGCACGAGAAGUGCGCCGUGCAACUUGUCUCGUAGGUUGAUGGAAGGCCAUUCUGUACAAUAGGGUAUAUAUGUGGAAAUGAUUAGAUAGAUCUGGAGCGAUGUAGUAGCCGCGGGGUUGCGAAGCCCAGAUGGUUUAGAUAAGGAGGCGGGAGAGAUAUGGCUUGCGGGCACAGCCGACGCAGGUGCUUCAAGUAUGUAUGGGAAUCUGAUGUCGAGGACAGGCAGCAAACUGCUGUGUCGAGGUCGGGAGGCGAUAUUUAGAAGCGAGAUGGCAUGAUGAGUGGAUCGUGCUCAACCCGUCGUCCUCCGUCCCACGGGAGCGGAUACAGUGAGGCGCACCCAAGCGACGGGUAAUAAGGGCAAUGGUGGUGUCAGAGAGCCACUUUCGCAGUCGAGGAGGAGACUGAUAGUGGAGACAGGGUCGAACGGAGCCGACUAAAGCACGUAGCUAUGUCGGGUUUGUACGGACGUAAUUCGGGACAAGGGACCCGGUAAGGAUGUCGUCAAGAGCACCAAGAAUGACUAAACGUCUCCGGUGGAAGAGCAACCCUGGGAGGACUGAGGACUGAGGAGGAUGACGAGACAAGAACAGUAGGAGAGGACAAAGUUGUUGCUCAAAGAGCCGUAAGAGGAGGACGAGGAUCUCGUCGUGCCUUCUACAGAAACAAGCAACACGUAUACGGUAUCCUGUAGCCGGAGCGUGCCCAGGGAAAGCGGAUGGACAAGAGGGAGGGAGGGGUGGUGAUGAGUAAAUGACGGGACGGCUAGCCCCAACAAUGCGGUGGUGUGGUGGUGUGGUGGUGUGUGUUAUGGCGCUGAGUAGGUCAAGGGAGCCCAGUCCACGAGCAGCAGCAUACAACGACGGCACACCCGACGCGGUACCGGCGGAUUCGGUGUGCAGGUGCUAGAGGCAGGCAGGAAGAGGAGGUACAGAAUGGGGGCAGGAAGGAGAGGAAGGGAGGGUGGUGAGACAACAGCUGGACGGGCAGACGGGUUGGGCGUGUGCUGAUGUGCUUGCUGAUGUCGUUGACAUGUCUGUCGCUUGCUUUUUCGGAGCGUCAACCCCCACCAGUGAUA